AUGGCCAACGAGUUGUUUCCGGCGGGGUUAUCUGGCAGCCCUGCCUGGAGGUACCCGGACUAACCCUUGGACCUUGUGCCUGCGAAGCAGAUCACUGCUUGUCACUGAGCAAGCAGGGAGCAAGCAGGGAGCCCUGAAACCCAGCUGAAGGAGGCGAGGGCAGAGACCCUGGAAAAACCCACCCUUGGUUUGCUGCGGAAGCUUCUGCAAUUCCUGGCUUGAGUGGAAGUCGGAGGAGACCCAGCGGAAAGCCGAGGCAGGAUUUCGCCUUUCUCUGAAGAAGCUGCCUGGGGGAGGGGGAGGGGCGCGUUCAACGUCACCGGGGAAACCCUGCCAGGAACAAAAACGCAAAGCCGCACCUCCGCACCCAGUCCAGGUUUCUUUUAUAGCGCACUGGAAAGAAAUAGACCCCGUUUAGUGCAAUUGUCUGGUCAGAUCAAGAGGAGACACGGAUUUAAAUUCUCGCGAAAUGCGCAGAUAGGAUCCUCGGUCUUUAUUCCUAUUUCAAGGAUUCCGCCCCAUUCGCGGCCCAGUGAAACUUUUCCAGGGAAGAAGAAGAAGAAGAAGAAGAAGAAGAAGAAGAAGAAGAAGAAGAAGAAGAAGAAGAAGAAGAAGAAACCCUGA
Molecule: messenger RNA, 624 nt
Organism: Podarcis lilfordi (Lilford's wall lizard)
Lineage: Eukaryota; Metazoa; Chordata; Lepidosauria; Squamata; Lacertidae
Source: the annotation of a GenBank genome assembly